GCCGGGGCUCCGGCCGCACCGGCACCGGGCUCCCCGCGGCAGCAGCGGGGCUGGGCUGCGCCGGGCUCGGCAGCUCCGGGCUGGGGAAGGGGCGGGAGCGGCGGCGGGGGCAGCCCGGGAGCCCCGGCGGGCGGAGGGAGCGGCUGCGGCAGCGCCGGAGCCCCGAGCCCGCAGCAUCCUCCCUGACUCAAGAUGACGACGGCCACGCCACUGACCAAUAACACUCAGCUCUCAGUGAAUGUGACCACAAAGUCUCAAGAACAAAGUCUCUAUCAAAGUUCUGGAGCAAUAAUUGCUGCCAUCGUGGUGGGGGUGAUUAUUAUUUUCACAGUGGUUCUGCUCAUCCUGAAAACAUACAACAGGCGCAUGAGAGUGCGGCGGGAGCUGGAACCCAAAUCCUCCAAGCUGGCAGUGCCACCUCCUGUGGGGCACAACAGCCACAGCCUGGCCCAGCAGCCCUCGGUGACCUUCAUCCCUGUGGACAUCCACCUGCAGAGCAGGUAACCAGGAGCGCUCGCCCUUCCUGCCAGAGAAGAGAUGGAAUUGUUAUCCCAUGGACCUGGGGCUCCUCAGCAGAGCUGCACUGGGAACAGCAACCAGCUGUUAUUCCCCCUGUAAAAUGAUAAAAAUCCUGGUUUCUUUCUUUGGGAGAAAAAACAGAGGUCUGGACACUUUUCUUAUGACUGAAAUAACAAGUGGAAGUCCAGGAAUCAUCAGGAUGGCAGCGAGGUCUCUUCUGGGUCUGGAUAAACCAAGAAGAGAUGCCCAGGUGUUGUGGAACUUUUGCUUCCUCAGAGACUUUGAACCCUCUCUGUUCUGCCAAUAAACAGGAGGAAAAAUCUGGACAUGCAACAAGCUCAGGUUGGACCUGAGUUUGUUCUGAGUUACAUGGAAGAGGUUUGUGGUUUAUUUUAUAUUUGAUGGGUAGUACAGGAGGUAUUAAAAUUGUAUUUAUCUUUACUCAUAUUUCAUGUUUCUAAUGCCACAUGUGUACAGGUUGAGGAAAAAAAUGUUACUCCUUGUUUUCAAGUAUUUUUAAACUAUUUCUAUAAACUCUGUAACUCUGUUUCCAAAAGAA
This is a messenger RNA of Poecile atricapillus (Black-capped chickadee), 1078 nucleotides long. It is a transcript of the gene NCMAP, whose product is annotated as non-compact myelin associated protein. Gene Ontology annotation, biological process: peripheral nervous system myelin formation; regulation of myelination. Lineage: Eukaryota; Metazoa; Chordata; Aves; Passeriformes; Paridae. Gene Ontology annotation, cellular component: plasma membrane; Schmidt-Lanterman incisure; paranode region of axon. The record is from RefSeq and is a predicted model, not a curated record. Gene Ontology annotation, molecular function: structural constituent of myelin sheath. The coding region runs from base 193 to 504 and encodes 103 amino acids. The transcript is spliced from 4 exons.